GAGGUUAAGUCAUAUCAGGUGAUAAUGGAAAUAGAAAAUAGUAAAUACUCAUCGAAAAGAGCUAAGAAAACCGUUAAAUUGUGUCAAUUUCUUUCCAUUUCGAACUAUUAGCGUAUUCAAAUACUACCAUGUUUUAAGAGAACAAAAUCAGUGUCUUGGUUAAAAGGCCUGCACUCAUGUUACAAGUUUAUAAGUGUUUGUCAAGUGUUAAUUUGUGAAUCAUUCACUUCUCCAACUAGAAAAAGAUAACUAUGCCAAUCCCUCUUGAUCGAUCCAGAUAGUUUAGAGUCUACGAACUUGGUCUAUUCACUAAAAUUUAAAUAUAAUGUGCAUUUUUUGUCUGUGAUAAUGCUUCUCAUCCAACUCUUUAAAAUUUUACUGUUCUUGUUUGCUGUCAACGUUGAAGGCCUCAUUCACAAGUAUGUUAAACACUAUAACACCCUCCAUAUCUCUGAAUUAUCUCAUCAUAUCGUCAAAAGAGGGCUGAAAGAAAGUUCUCAUCCAUUUAAUAAAAUCAAGGAAGUGAAAUUCAGAACUCUUGGAAGGGAUUUUCGCUUGAUUCUUACUCCCAAAAGGGAUGUUUUGCAUUCAAAAUUUGAAGCAAUUAGUGUUGAUAGCGAAGGGAAAGAAACUCCCGUUCCUGUCGACCAUGAGAAUUUCUAUUCUGGAAGGCUAUUUGGAGAAACAUCAUCACAUGCAAGUGUACACUUGGAAGAUGGGCUCAUGACAGCCUCUAUUCAUUUGCCUGAUGAAACCUAUCAUAUAGAGCCAUCAUGGCGUCACCUACCUCAUCUAGACAAUCAAACAAUGAUAACCUACAGAGCAUCAGAUGUGGAUCUGAGUCGAGGUGAAAAUAGUGGAACAGAAAGAAAGCCAUGCAGUUUUAUAAAGGAAGGAACUGAGCUAGAAACAGAUGAAGAUGAUCUAGAGUUGGAUGAAGAUAGUAAUUUUUAUGAAAAUGAUGGACCAAGAGUCCGAGCCAAAAGGCAUUUGACUCAGUACGAAUACAUGCCAGCUAAAACCCGUUGUCCACUGCUUUUGGUAGCAGAUUAUAGAUUUUUCCAAGAAAUGGGUGGCAGUAACAUUAAAACUACAAUAAAUUACCUUAUAAGCUUAAUAGACCGGGUACACAAAAUUUAUAACGAUACCAUCUGGCAAGACCGUCAAGAUCAAGAGGGCUUCAAAGGAAUGGGAUUUGUAAUUAAGAAAAUAGUUGUUCACAGUGAGCCAACAAGAGUACGUGGUGGAGAGGCACACUACAACAUGGUGCGAGAGAAGUGGGAUGUCCGCAACUUAUUAGAGGUAUUUGCCAGCCUAAUUGAUGGAAAAACUUUUUGUUUGGGGCACUUGUUUACCCAUCAAACAUUUGUUGCAAGAGAUGCGACUGUCCUUGGAUUAGCUUACAUUGCAUCUUCACGAUCCUAUUCAGUUGGAGGGAUUUGCACCCAGGAGUAUUUCAAGAAUGGCUACACAUUAUACUUAAACUCAGGACUAAGCUCCAGCCGCAACCACUAUGGGCAAAGAGUUAUCACACGUGAGGCUGAUCUAGUGACUGCGCAUGAAUUUGGUCACAACUGGGGCUCUGAACAUGAUCCUGAUAUUCCAGAAUGUUCUCCAAGUGCCAGUCAAGGUGGCUCUUUCCUCAUGUACACUUACAGUGUCAGCGGUUAUGAUGUCAAUAACAAGAAAUUCUCACCGUGCAGUCUGAGAUCCAUCAGGAAAGUUCUACAAGCAAAGUCCGAUAAGUGCUUUUCCAUACCCGAAGAAUCAUUUUGUGGAAAUCUACGAGUUGAAGGGGAUGAAGAAUGUGACGCCGGAUUGUUAGGAUCUGAAGAUAAUGAUGCUUGCUGUGAUAAAUCAUGUCGACUGCGAAGAUCAGAUGGUGCUGUUUGCAGUGAUAAAAACUCUCCCUGCUGUCAACAUUGCCAGUUCAUGCCUGAAAGCACAAAAUGUAGGGAAGCGCAACAUGCCACUUGUGAAAAAGAAUCACGUUGCACCGGUAACUCUCCAGAGUGUCCUCGAUCUCCUUUCAUGGCUGACGGCACCAAAUGCCUGGAGAAAGGUCAAUGCCGUGCAGGCAAAUGCAUACCAUUCUGUGAAACGCUGAACCUUCAAAGUUGCAUGUGUGAUAUUAUUGCUGAUGCAUGCAGAAGGUGCUGUCGCAAAACAUUAAAUGACACUUGCUUUCCAGUUGAUCCCACAGAUAUUUUGCCUGACGGCACGCCUUGUAUUCAAGGAUUCUGUAAUAAGGGUGUCUGUGAAAAAACAGUUCAAGAUGUAGUAGAAAGAUUCUGGGACAUCAUUGAAGAUAUCAACAUCAGCAAGUUGCUCGUAUUUUUACGAGAUAACAUCGUUGGCACCGUUGUUCUCAUCUCAGCCCUUAUAUGGAUUCCUGCCAGCUGUCUAGUCAAUUAUGUAGAUAAACGCCGUCUUUAUUACAAAUCGCCAAAAAAAGAGUAUCAAGUACCAGAAAGAGUGCCUAUGGAAGACUCAAAUAGAUUCCAUGAUUUAGAUUCUCGAAAACGUGUCAUCAAUGUUAAAGUUGGACACCCUUCCUUCCAAAAAACAUGAGUUUAAGUUUUCUCGGACCAUGAAAUUGGAGGUUGCUCUAACCUUUUGAAGCUCAAUGAGAUACCUCAUUAUAGCAGCAAAAGUUAUCAUCUGUUUUACCCUUUUCUCUGUCUCAUACCGGAUUCCAGGGAUUUAUGUAGCAAUCAUUUGCACUUAAGAAAACUCGCACAGUGAAGUUCACCGUUUUGACCAGCCUAAACUGUCUGUAGUAAAUCCAUUAAUUACAAGACGAAUUAUUCAUCGAUGAGUGAGACCUGACACAACAGAGGAAAACAGUUUUAGUAUAGAAAGGAUUUUGUGAAACAAAAAACAUUCUGGUCUAGAACCCAAUGUAUGCUAUUCAAAUUAUGCUUUUGUUGCAUAAUUUUUUGUUCAUUUUGUAAGACAAAAAUUCUGUAUGAGAAUACUCAGCUCAUUAUCCUAUCAAUUCUCAAUCGACAUUGUUCAGGUGCCCAAGUCACUAUUUGUAAUACUCAUAGUUCAUGGCAACGGAAGGUCAGUUCCAUUUUACAGCAUCAUACUUUGGUGAUUGGUGUGAAAAGAUGGGAAAAAUCAAGAACAUUUGUCCGAAUACCAAAUUCUCACAUGAAUAUUAGUUUGAUUGAAAUAGGCAUUAAUGGUUAAAUGUGAAAAAUGCAAGUCUCAAUUGCAUCGUAUAAAAAUCUCAGAUGGGGCAUUAUUUAUGACCGCUGGCUUCAUAGGAGCCUAGCUACAUGAGUGACUGCACCCUGCUGUAAACGAUUGGUUUUGCUGGUAAUGUAUCCAAAAAUCGAAACUUGAGCAAAAACUUGAAGCGUCGCAAUCUGAGGCACGCAUUUUUUAACUUUAGCCACCAACUUGGCAAGUAUGGGGAUGAAUGAUAUUUUUCCAUCCCAUGGUUUCCUCCACCCACCUAUCAUCACAUAUUUAUAAGACUGCAUUAGUUUUCAUAUGCCUUGCUGAUUUGGUAAGGAACAAUUCCUAAUGUGGCAGGUGAUGUUAUGUACUAUGAUGUUCAGUAGUUCUCAAUCAAUCAGUGACCUACAAAUUUGGUGUUCGGAGCAAUGUUUUUGAUUGACUAAUACACAAGAAGCGAUCUUUAAAUCAGAAUUCAAUGAUAUGAGAUAUUGAUGCAUCAUAAGUAGCUUUUGGUUGUUUAUUUUGUGUUCCAAAAAGUAUUCAAUACUUCUCUGGUCCUGUGUCUUGCAUUUAUUGUAACUUUUCAGCAUUCCUACAUCGUUUGGAUUCUUACAUCAACAGAAUUCAGACAUUCUCAAGUUUUGAAGUAAGACAUAAGAUUUACUUAUUAAUUACCCUACAAAUGGACAACAAUUAGGUAUUUUUACUUGUUUGCUAUUGUAAGAAAAGUGUUCAAAUCUCCAUUUUAAUUCUAGCUUGUUAAAUGUUCUUGUUAUUUUUUGCAUUCUAUUUCAAAAGACUGGAGAUUUUAGCAAAUUAUUUUUCCGAUUCCGCAAGGGAUGCUUAAAUCAUCUCUAAAAAGUGGGGUGUUACUUUGAAAAAUUUGAGUUUUUGGCCCUUCAGUAUAGACACGGCAGGUGCCUAGUCCAAAAAUGCAUGGCUCUUUCUUUUCUUUCCUAAUUGAUAGAAAAGGAGCAUUAUGAAAGCAGACAAAA
Messenger RNA from Bemisia tabaci, 4184 nucleotides. It is a transcript of the gene Tace, whose product is annotated as ADAM 17-like protease Tace. Gene Ontology annotation, cellular component: plasma membrane. Gene Ontology annotation, molecular function: metalloendopeptidase activity. Lineage: Eukaryota; Metazoa; Arthropoda; Insecta; Hemiptera; Aleyrodidae. Gene Ontology annotation, biological process: membrane protein ectodomain proteolysis; Notch signaling pathway. The record is from RefSeq and is a predicted model, not a curated record.